Capsella rubella is the source of this 671-nucleotide messenger RNA. RefSeq lists its product as uncharacterized. Lineage: Eukaryota; Viridiplantae; Streptophyta; Magnoliopsida; Brassicales; Brassicaceae. The record is from RefSeq and is a predicted model, not a curated record.
AAAGAAGGAACAUAUAAAACACGUUGAUGUGGCUGCCUGCAUUACUUAUUUUCCAAGGUGGAGCACCUUCAUUGGUUGGUUUCUUGAGUUGGUUCAUUGAACAUAUUAUAUCUAUUUAUAUUUCUCUCUAUAUAUAUAAAGAUAGUGUAAUUUAUAUUUCAUAUUUUCCAAAGAGCCUAAAGGCACUGUAUAAGCUAAGAAAUGGGAUGGCUCCAUUCCUUCUUCUCUCCUUUGAAGAAACUAUGGUUUAGCGUCAAUUCUGCUCAAAAGAAGAGAAGAGGGAUAUACAUCUUAUAUGAGGACGUGAAGUCAUGUCCAUACGAAGAUGUGCAUGUUUUGUGGUCUAUACUUGUGGAGUCUCAUCCACACACUUUGCAACUCAAACAGUGAUGAAUCCAUUACAUACUUCUCUUUUUGGUUUGGAGGGUUCAUGCAUCGAGAAUUAAUGUUCAUGCUCAAAGGUCGAAAACGAAGAAGAAAGUUCUGAUAUAUCAGCAUGAUUAUUCGUAUAUCUGUUUUUUUCUCUCCUCACUUGUACAUAUAAUAUAAAUACACACGAGACUCUAUCUUUCCCAUACGGUUCUUGUUACGUAUACACGAUUUUUCUCUCUUCAAGUCAUAUUCUUGAUAUUGGUAUAGAGAUGUGGACAGUGGUUAGAGUUUUGAGUAAA